AUGGCCAACACCGAGACGUGGCUUGCCAAGGCCCAGAUAGGCCGCGACGCCCUCGAGCAGUCUAUUCCCCGGCACUUGAUCGCAGGAAUAUCCAAUUUGCCGGGCGAUGACCAGAGAAACGUUUUGCACUUUCCAGAGGAGCGUGGCGUGCUCACGCCAGAGGAACUUGACAUGACGAGCCAAACUGUCGACGGCCUACUGCAAAGAUAUCGGACGGGCAGGUGGACAGCCGAGGCAGUGACAUUGGCAUUUCUCAAACGAGCGACUAUCGGCCAGCAGCUACUUAACUUUGCCGUAGAGUUCUUGGCCGACCCUGCGCUCGAGGCCGCAAGAAGCCUGGACGAAAAGUACAGGCAGACGGGUGCCUUGGUUGGGCCUCUGCAUGGUGUUCCGAUUUCCGUCAAAGAACACAUUGGCAUGAAAGGAAGAAUAUGCAAUGCAGGCUUUGUGUGCAACACCGAUUCCAUUCCCGAGGAAGACGCACACAUUGUCCAACUACUCAAGAAAGCUGGGGCAGUCCUCCAUGUCAGGACGAACCAGCCUCAAUCCAUCAUGCAUCUAGACUGCAAUAACAACAUCACAGGCAUGACGCUGAAUCCCCACGAUCGUCGCCUCUCGCCUGGCGGUUCUUCGGGAGGCGAGGGUGCUUCUGUUGCUUUUCGGUGCUCGGUGCUAGGUGUCGGCACAGACAUUGGGGGCUCGAUCAGAGGACCUGCAGCCUUUUGCAGCGUCUACGGUUUCAAACCCACGGCUCUGCGGAACCCAGGGCAUGGGCUUGCAGGAAUAUUCGGUGGCCAAGAGUCAGUCCACGGCUGUGUAGGGCCCCUUGGUCAGUGUCUCGGCGACCUGAUUCGAUUCCAAAAAGCGGUGCUGGACCAAGAGCCCUGGGAGACGGAACCUUCUUUGAUGCCGCUGGGAUGGAGAGAUGUAACCCUUUCGCCUCCAUCUCUCACCGUUGGCAUCAUGCUUGACGAUGGCCUUGUCCAGCCCCAUCCCCCGAUAACAAGAGCUCUACUUGCAGCAGAGCAAAAACUUCAAGCUGCCGGGAUAAAAUCGGUGCGCUGGCAGCCGUACCAGCAUGCCGAAGGCUGGGACAUUGUGAAGCAAUUAUAUUUCGCCGAUGGAGCCAUCAGGCUGCGGAGCGCCCUGGAAUCAUCAGGAGAGCCGAUGCUUCCGCUGACAGAGCACGUUCUAAGCUUCGCGAGCCCCACAGACUUGACGGUUCUGGAUAACUGGAAGCUCAACUCUAGACGCGACAAGUACCGCAUGGAAUAUCAGGCCUUGAUGAAGUCCCAAGGCGUCGACGUGAUUCUUUGCCCGACUUACGUCGGCGUCGGGGCGCUUCAGGGGCAGCCAAAAUACUGGGCGUAUACCGCUGUCUGGAACAUCCUAGACUAUCCGGCAGUCGUUUUCCCGAGCGGGCUUUGCGCCGAUAAGACGACCGACGCCUUCAACUCGGAUUACCAGCCUAGGUCGGCGGAGGAUGAGAGGGAAUGGAAAGCCUAUGACCCCGAGCUGUUUGACAGCUUGCCAAUAUCAGUGCAACUGGUCGGAAGACACUGUCGCGAUGAGGAGGUCUUGCAAGCCGCAAAAAUAGUAGAGGAAGCUAUCCGCAAAGGCGCCAAGGACAUAUGA
Molecule: messenger RNA, 1635 nt
Organism: Hirsutella rhossiliensis
Lineage: Eukaryota; Fungi; Ascomycota; Sordariomycetes; Hypocreales; Ophiocordycipitaceae
Product: amidase domain-containing protein
Exons: 7
Coding region: 1-1635 (544 amino acids)
Source: RefSeq, a predicted model, not a curated record